Messenger RNA from Ambispora leptoticha, 1647 nucleotides. The record is from the annotation of a GenBank genome assembly. Lineage: Eukaryota; Fungi; Glomeromycota; Glomeromycetes; Archaeosporales; Ambisporaceae.
AUGGACAACCCAACUCUUCUAAAGAGACAACCAUUCGCCAAAGAAGACAAAGGAACUUUGGUUGAAAAUUCGCCUUCUGUUGACGAAGUAGCCGUUAACACUCCUAUUCCUAACACUCCAAUUCCCAACACUCCAAGGAAACACCCUAAUACCACUCAGAGUCCCGCAAAUACUGAAACCAAGGGUCACCAACAGCAACAAAGACAGCAAUCAGGCGACAAACCUAAAUACAUAAAAGAAACAGGAUUCAAUUAUCGUGAAUACCUAAAUUACGCCACUCAAACGAUGAAAUCCAAUAGAGCACGGAACUUUCUUCUUCUUUUCUCUACUAUUAUGAUUAUUGCUUUGCUUGCUGCUACUUACGCGCAUCGACGUAGUUCUCAUGAUCCUACUAAUCCGGAUACUUGGACAACCAGCGAACUCAAAGAAUGGCUCGCGGAACAUCGUACUCGAUACUACGGGAUCCCUGAAAAACACGAAUUAGUUGAGUUGGUGAAAUCAAAUUGGCCCGGCAAUAAAAACGAGCAAAAGUCAGCUGCAGAGAUAGCUAAAGAUUUUGUCAAAGAAUACGUGGCAUAUCUUGGAGAUCGUUACGCUGAAGCUGAAGAAGUGACCUCGGAUAAACUCGAUGACUUUACUCGAGACAUUGCCAAUUCAAUCGAAUUUCUACGUCAGUCGACUGGUCUCACCGAAGAACAAGUCUAUUCUGCGUUUGAUCAAAUAAAAUCACAAAUUUCUUACACAUCAUCAAAAACUAACGAGAAUAUCCUGUAUGCACUUGACCAAGUACAAAAAUCAUAUUACAACGCCAAAGAUCAACGUGAUCGACUCGUCGACGAGGCAACCAAACGAAUUCAAAAAGACUAUCAAAAGUCAAAACACAUAUCCAAAAACACAGUCAACUGGUUCCGCGAUGAAAUUCAACAAAUGGUUAAUGGCACUGGUUUUGCUGCAGCAAGAACCGAAACUCAAGUUGCGCUCAUUCUUCAAGCUCUUCAAGAAGGAUUGAUCAACAAAAAGAUCGCAACCCAAGAACAAGUAAAAAGCAUCUACGCACAGCUAAACUCUGCGGUGCAAGACUAUUAUAAAGAUGCCGAGGGAACUCUUUCAAGAGUACGCAAUGAAAUCCAAUACGCGCUCAAUCAAUUCAGUCGAAAAAUAGGGGAAGGCAAAAACGUGACAGUGGACCAAUUCAACGAAAUUGUUCAAACGAUCAAUCGAUAUUUGUUCCAUCCUGUCAAAGGAGCAUACGACUCUUCUACCAACCAAGUUAAAGAGACAUCUCAGCACAUACGAGACGUUAGUAACGAACAAAUAAACAACAUUGCAGAAACCGUUCGACAAGCAUUCACUCCUCGUCGCGACACACCCAAAGAACAACUUGCGCGUCUCAUUGAAAAUCUUGAACAACAACUUAUUGUUAACCAACAAAUUAAUGGCCGACAACUGCAAAUCCUUCGACAAAUCAUUCGAAAUCAAUUCGAGAAUGUUAAAGAUUUGAGCGAAAUCACUGAAGAUAAGGUUAAUGCAUUUAUUGCAGAACUUUCUAAUCAACUUUCUGAGACUGGUGAAUCCGCCAAAGAUAGUGUUGGGGCUGCUACUGAGAAAGUGAAGCAUAAAGUUUAUUCUCUAAAGGAUGAAUUCUAA